This is a messenger RNA of Moneuplotes crassus, 1157 nucleotides long. The record is from the annotation of a GenBank genome assembly. Lineage: Eukaryota; Ciliophora; Spirotrichea; Euplotida; Euplotidae.
UUGAACAGCAAGUGAAGGGAAUAUAGAAGCCAGAGUCUUGCUAGUCUGAGACACAGUCCUAUCGUUUAUCAAUUGGUUGAUAAAAGAUAUGGAAAAGAAUAGCAUUGUGCCAACUAAUCCGGAAGUUUUGGGAGAACUGAAGAAAGCUGCAAUUAGGAUGCAGAAGCCAAAUAUGCUCAUACCAUAUAGCCAUAAAUGAAGGAACAGUAAGAAUUUGUUAGUCUCUUCAAACACAGGAAUCAAUAUCAACAUCAUUCAGACACAUUGGAUUGUGUUUAUGAUGAUAUAGUAGGUGAACCAAGAAAGCCAAUAUGGAAGAUCCGUGAGACCCAUAAUUUUCAUAGCUUCUCUGAUCUUGGUAUGUUUCUCUUGUGUAGCGUUGAAAAGGAAUCUGUACAUUGGCGCAAUAAACACGAAGAGUAAGACAGUCCCCCACAUGUUAGUUGCAGUCUCAGCAAAGUCGUCUUUGUUGUAUUUGUUGGUCUUCAUUCCAGUAUACACCAUUGAUAUGUAAGCAGCAUUGUUUGUUCUACUCAUUAAGAUCUCAUUCGCGAUAAUGUUUUGUAAGUAAGUGUAUCCACCAGUUUUAUAUUGACCGAAAGCAUCAGUAUUUGGACCUCUCUGGAACUCAUCAGCUGCUGGCAGCUCUUGGUUAGGCAUGUUCGGGUCAUCAGUCCUCUCGUUGAUAAGAUCAUCGAAGAUCAUGUUUACGGUGAUUUUAUCAGUGGAAGCCUCAGAAAAUACAGCUCCAAAACAAAUCCCAGGAUUACCGUCUUGCUCAUAAUCAGAAGCACUGAUAAUGCUUCUAAUUUCAUCUCUUGAACUGGGUUAAGUCAGCUUCAAGCCUUGCCUUAAUGUUUGCUAUUAUGGAAUUCCCAGUUGGGCCAAGAGCAAUAAUAUUUCUGUCAGGAGUAUCUUCUCUUCCAAAGCAAUAAUCAAACCAUUCAACAUUGGUUGGGAAUAUAGCAUAGUUUGCAAAGUCCUUAUUAACAGUAGUGGAUCCUUGGUCAUAGAAUAUAUAGCCAUCGUCUAGCAGACUAUUAGGACCUGUGGCUUCUUUUGUAAUGAUCAAUCUCAGCAGUAGUACACACAACAUCAUAAACAUUGGGAAGACUAGCUCACAAAUGGAGCCCUUCCAGUUUCUCUUGUAAAGAUAC